This is a messenger RNA of Corythoichthys intestinalis (scribbled pipefish), 2783 nucleotides long. RefSeq names its product oocyte zinc finger protein XlCOF6-like. Gene Ontology annotation, molecular function: DNA-binding transcription factor activity, RNA polymerase II-specific. The record is from RefSeq and is a predicted model, not a curated record. Gene Ontology annotation, cellular component: nucleus. Bases 261 to 2387 code for a protein of 708 amino acids. The transcript is spliced from 6 exons. Gene Ontology annotation, biological process: regulation of transcription by RNA polymerase II. Lineage: Eukaryota; Metazoa; Chordata; Actinopteri; Syngnathiformes; Syngnathidae.
GAAGUUUCAGCACCAGAGAGUUUCUACUUCCGGUUCAUUUGACGCAACGUCCGUGUGCCUUCGCCACACUUGCAUUUCGUGUUUGUUCCUGUCUCUUAACCAACCGAGCUCAUUCAAAGCAUUUUCAUCGGGGAAGUACCCAACUUGGCUUGCUAGCUAAGACACGCUAAUCAGCCACCAGUCGCGUGCGGCCGCGUGUUGGACGCGUCCCAGAAGCGGCUCAACUCGUCGCACGCGAAAAGAACGGCAGCGUUUGUUUUAUGACGCGAGAACGGCCCUCCUGCGUCAAAACUACUAGAAUGAGUGUGUUAGGGGAAGAGGACGCUGCAGCUGUUAAAAAGGUGGAUGCAGGAAUUAAAUGCAGCUGGAACUGGGCCUGGCUUAAGCUGGAGGGCAAGGUAUCUGUGAAGGGACAAGAGGUGUACUUUCACGUGAGCGAUUUCUUUAAGAAAAUUGACAGACAGGGAUUGGCCAGGUGUGUCCUCUGCCACAAGCACAUAAAUUAUACAAAGAAGGGCAGCCAUGCUUUGAUUGCUCACGUCCAAACUGAGAUACAUAAGAAGAAGAUGGAAGACAUUGUGUCCACACAGAGUGUUGCCAGCAUCCUCCCAGCAUCAGCAAGCCAGAGCCAACCAGCUCAGGGCCCAGAGACUGUAAGGCACCAGUUCCAGGAAAAGAUGCCAGUCCCUGUAGUAAGCCGCAUUGCAAAUGCAGAGGCAAUGGUCCUUGGAACCCUGGCAGAGCAUUCCAUCCCCUUUUCAAUGGCUCCUGUAAUUGUCGAGCUUGCCCAGACCCUAUCCUUAGACAAACCAGCUCUUCAGGGAAUGAAGCUGUCACAGACAGCAGGGUCCUACAAGAUGAUACAUGGCUUGGAUUAUGCAGGUAAUGUGACAGAGAAGACUUUUUCAAACAUGAGAUUUUCCUUUUCUUCGAAUAUUGAUGAGUGCACCUCCAACAAUAACAAAAAGUGUCCCGCAGACGUUACUGAAGAAGAGCUUCACCCUGAGAAGCACAAUCCCCUCCACAUUAAACAGGAGGAGGAGUCGGAGAUGCCGUACAUCAAACAGGAAGCGGAGCCAGACACUCCCUACAUUAAAGAAGAAGAACAGGAAGAUGAAAUCCCUAAGUUUCCAGUGACCAUCAGCGUAAAAAGUGAAGUAGAUGAGGGUCCAAGCGAAAACAGUGGAGCAGCGAAACCUUUGAGCGACUGCUCAUUUCAGCAGCUGACAACAAAAGAAGAGGGAAGAACGCAACUGGACGGCCUCUUUGCUCCGCUUUCGGACACCGAUGACGUAACGUCACACUCUUCUGACUUUAAAACUGAUGAGGAGGAUGUUGACUUUGACCAAAAUGCUUUAAAAUCAUUAAACAGGUCAUCAUUGAAAAGCGACUCAAAAGAAUGUGCUGUUGGGAAACCGUUUGCCUGCACACUUUGCGGCAAAAGAUAUUCUCACAAGUAUCUUUUAAAAGUGCAUAAACGUACACACACUGGAGAAAAGCCUUUUGUCUGCACUUGUUGUGGUAAAAGAUUCAACGAGAUGAGAAAGUUAAAAAGACAUGCAAGAACACAUACUGGAGAGAAGCCUUUCGUCUGCUCACUUUGCGAUAAAAGAUUUUCUCGGAAAAUUUCGUUAGAAAGGCACAUGCGUACACACACUGGAGAAAAGCCUUUUGUCUGCACAUGCUGUGGUAAAAAAUUCACAGAGAAGCGAAAUUUAAACCAACACAUAAGCACACACACAGGAGAGAAGCGUUUCGCCUGCUCCUUGUGUGAGAAAAGUUUUUUUUUUCAGUCUCAGUUGACAAGACACACGCACACACACACAGGAGAAAAGCCUUUUGCCUGCACAAUUUGUGAUAAAAGAUUCACCGAGAAGGGAAAUUUAAACCAACACAUAAGCACACACACUGGAGAGAAGCGUUUCGCCUGCUCCUUGUGUGAGAAAAGUUUUUUUUGUCAGUCUCAGUUGACAAGACACACGCAUACACACACUGGAAAAAAGCCUUUUGCCUGCACAUGUUGUGGUAAAAGAUUCGCCAACAAUGGACAUUUAAACCAACACGCAAGCACACACACUGGAGAAAAGCGUUUUGUCUGCACAAUUUGCGACAAAAGAUUUUCUCAGAAGUCUGAUUUAACAAUACAUACGCGUUCACACACUGGAGAAAAGCCUUUUGUCUGCUCAGUUUGUCAUAAAAGAUUCUGUGGGAAGGGAACUUUAAACAGACACGCAAGAACACACACUGGAGAGAAACCUUUUGGCUGCUCACUUUGUGGUAAAAGAUUCACUCAGAAGGGGCAUUUAGUUUUGCACAGAAAAAAACACUGCGGAAAAACCUUUGAAAUAAAACCUAUUCCACUGGUCAACAGUCAAAUUUGUGCGUGAAAAAUGUAUGUAUUUGUCGCUAAAUUGAGGUCAUUUAAUGCAUUACAAGUGUCAGAAUAUAGAAAUUGUCUGUAGUUUGCGAGUUCAUACAGUUUAAAUGUUGUCAAUGAGAAUAUUUUUUAAAUAUCUGUAUGGAAUAUUUCCUUUAGGACACAAAAAGGCUAAUAAAUCCAAGAAUUUAUUUCAAUUUUUUUUUUGUAUUUUAAGGCUUUUUAUUUUGUAUAUUUUUAAGCCUCUUUUUAACUUUUGCACUGUAUAGGAUAAGCUCCCCUCAAACUCGUUGUACAUUGCAUGAUGACAAUAAAAGCUAUUCAAUUGUAUUAUAUUUGAAAAACUUGUGCUGCGCUUCCCUUUUUUUUAUCGUUUGUUCCGUUUCCAAACGAUUUGGUUUCAGGG